GAUUUCACUCUCAAACAUUGCCUCUGCAUUUGCAUCGAUAAUCUCUCCACCAACAACCAUGCUCUACUCAUCUCUCGUCGUUGCCGCGUCGGCCUUUGCCGGCCUCGCGUCUGCUCAGGGCAACUCGAGCUUCAACACUCCCAUUCCUUGCUGCACUGUGCCCACCGGCAGCGUGCCCUCAUCCGAGAAGUCCGCUUGGUGCGAGGCCAAUGUCAACACCUGCGUCGACAUCUGCGGCGGCCAGGCCAACAUUGCCAGCAACGGCAACUCUUGCGACGACAGCUCCCUCAGCUUCACCUGCAAGUGCAGCAACGGUACCGACGCCCAGACCGCCAUUGCCGCCUACGAGCAGUCCGUCCCCGCUCAGAUGUGCUACUACUGGUACGGCCAAUGCGUCAACGCUACCAACCAGAACCUUGCCCAGCAGUUCGAGUGCGAGAAGGCCAAGAACGCUACCUGCGGUCAGCUCAAGAUCGAUGAGAGCGGCGCCGUUACCACCGCCUCCGCUUCUUCCUCCGGCGCCCAGGCUUCGCGCACUGCCGGUUCUUCUCCCAGUGGCUCUGGUUCCGCCGCCCCUGCUGCCAGCACCGGUGCCGCUGCCACCUUUGCUCAGUACGGCGCACCCGUCGUCGCUGGUGGUUUCCUGGCUCUUUUCGGCCUUGCGUUGUAGACAACAGCCAUCUCUAGUGCGCAGCGGGCCGGUCCCUGUCGGACGGUGACAUGAGUGGAUAAGAACCACAUUCUCUCUAGCAUGAGCACACGGCGCAUGGUGAGGGCGAUUCAUUGUCUUCAGCGUUCUCGGGCAUUGGACACUUCCUCGUUCUCAUUGGCGUUGCGUUGCAUGAUAUUCAUGGAGGUCGAGGCGAAGGAUAGUAAUGCGAUUAUAUGAAGGAAACACGACUUGCAAUACCCAAUCAACCAUUAAUUGUUCAAC
Molecule: messenger RNA, 934 nt
Organism: Parastagonospora nodorum SN15
Lineage: Eukaryota; Fungi; Ascomycota; Dothideomycetes; Pleosporales; Phaeosphaeriaceae
Exons: 3
Coding region: 59-670 (203 amino acids)
Source: RefSeq, a predicted model, not a curated record